Messenger RNA from Eurytemora carolleeae, 813 nucleotides. RefSeq lists its product as uncharacterized. The transcript is spliced from 9 exons. Lineage: Eukaryota; Metazoa; Arthropoda; Copepoda; Calanoida; Temoridae. The record is from RefSeq and is a predicted model, not a curated record. Bases 37 to 798 code for a protein of 253 amino acids.
UUUAAAAAUUAAUUUUAUAAUUCAGUACAACCAAAAAUGAGAUCUGUUGCGUUACUGCUCGUUUUGACUGUAAUCACCGCCACCUUGGCAGAGGACGACAUUGAGAUAGAAAUCCUCGAUCUUUUUGGAGUUGUAACAAACAAAGCAGGGUUCAGUUUGAAUGUUACCUGUAAGCUGACUAACCCAGGACAAGAUGAUUCCAUCUCAUGGUUUCUAGGGGGAAAACCUUUAGUUAAUAAAAACAGGGUUGUUUACGAAUCUGGGAGUAGGUCGUUGGAACAGUCCUAUAAUUUAGUAUUGGAUAUCAGCAUGGAUAAUCAGGAUCUUGCUUGUACCUGUAGAGACGUUAAAGAUGCCCUGAAACUCUCUGUAUAUGAUUAUGAUAUCCCUGACAAAGUCAUUUUCCCUACUCUAUUGCAUGAAGGAGACAGUGCCACAUUGCAGGUUGGAAUAAUGAUCUACCCACCACCCAAAGAUGGAGAUGUUCACUGGGAAAUAAAAAAACCGUCUGGAGAAACUAUUACAAGUCUUGAACCUGGACAGAACGACAUGUAUGGAUCAAUUGAAGCUUUAAAGCCGAUAAUAUCAGGAAAUCCUCCAACCAACUAUAUCUACAAGUUGUUAAUUAGCUCCAUUAGCAGAGUGGAUGCUUCUAACAGACAUUUUCUUAAAAUUAGUCAACUUGGAAUAAGUCACACAGUAGAAUUCAGCAUUUCAGUCCAACUGCAGGUAAGUUUGUUGUUUAUAUUCGGCAAGUUAGAAAAGAAAUGGUUACAAAAAAGCAGAGGAAUUUCAUAGUUUUUAUUUUUACUU